This is a messenger RNA of Haliotis rubra (blacklip abalone), 718 nucleotides long. RefSeq lists its product as uncharacterized. The coding region runs from base 48 to 638 and encodes 196 amino acids. Lineage: Eukaryota; Metazoa; Mollusca; Gastropoda; Lepetellida; Haliotidae. The record is from RefSeq and is a predicted model, not a curated record. The transcript is spliced from 7 exons.
AUGCUAAGAGAACUGGUGGUGGACCACCCCCUGAUGAUCUUACUGUAAUGGAAAAGAGGAUUCUACAAUUAAUUCCUGCCUGUGCUAUUGAGGGGAUUCAAGGAGGCAUAGAAACACCUGUCUUCAGCAUGAUUCCAUCUAUUGCUGAUGAAGCUGAAGAAACAACAUUUCUCUUUGAUUCUCAACAGGAAGUGUUCUUCACACCAGUAACUGCCACAGAUACAGAAGGCAGUUGUGGAGCUAGCACAGAUAAGGACCAAGCUUGUGUGGUGGACACAAUGGUCACUCCUGCUAUUGAAAAAAGAAAACCUAAAGGGAAGCCUCCGGUAAAGAAAACAUCAAAUGAAGAAGACAUUCUGGGAGAAAUCAAAUCCUUCAAGCACAGGAAGAAAGAAAGAUGUAUCUUUUGGAAGAAAUUCUGUCUGUGCAGCGGGACAUCCGGGACAUCCAAAGACAAAGGCUGGAUCUGGAACGAGAGAAAUUUGAAUAUAAAAAAUCAUUUGGAAAUUCAUUGUCUCCAAUUAUCAAAUUUAAUUAAAGGCACAUGUUUACUUGUGCUGAUGAAAGUUUUCAUGUGUUUGUUUUCUUAUUUGGAUAAAACAUAUGUAUGUAAAAAAUAUAUUUUCCAUAAACACUAAAAAUACUAUAAUGGAGGAUUCACAAGUGUUUCUAUAAAGUGGUUCAGGAUUUUGAAAAACCUGCUACCUUGCCACUUCAG